This is a messenger RNA of Paramecium sonneborni, 1584 nucleotides long. The record is from the annotation of a GenBank genome assembly. NCBI's taxonomy places the organism in Eukaryota, Ciliophora, Oligohymenophorea, Peniculida, Parameciidae.
AUGUCUGAAUAAAAGCAUAAAUCAACUUCAUAAUUUACUUUACUUAUAUCAAAUUCAGUUUUAGGAGCCUUUUUCUUUGGAUAUUCAAUUUCUUACAUGAAUCCAGCAUUAAAGACAGCAGACACUCAAUUUGAUAUUUCAGAAUAUCCAGAUCAAGGUGAUCAUGAUGAUUAUUAAACAUUGAUAAAUGGAUUAAUAAAUGGUAAUGAAAGAAAUGAAUAUUGAUUAGCAUUUCCAGCUUUAGGAGCAGCAGCAGGUGCAAUAUUAUCAGGUUAAAUAUAAAGAAGAUUUGGUUUGAGACAAUCAUUUUUAUUGGCUGAUUUGAUUGGUGUUGUAGGAUUUGGUUUUUAAUUGCCUCUCCAUCUAUUUACUCUACUUAUAGGAAGAUUAGUGAUGGGAUUUGCAGUAGGAAUGAAUUCAUCAUUGGUACCUUAAUACAUAAAAGAAUUUUGUCCUGAAUCAUUAUCAGGAUCAUUUGGUGCAAUGUUUUAGAUGACAAUAAAUGUUGGUUGUUUAGUUGCAUUGAUAUUGGGAAUGUACCAAUUAUUUUGAAAAGAGGUUUUUUAAUGCAAACGGGGAAAGUCUUGAUUAUUUUAGAUUUGUGAUUGUAUUUCCAAUGUUGAUUUGUGCAUCUCGACUUUUAUUUUUAGCAUUUGCAUUUAAAUACAAUCCCCCAUCAUAUUAUUUAUAAAGAAGUAAUAAUCGGACAGUAAUAUAAAAGAAUAUAUAUAUAAGGCUAAAACAGUAAUAAAAACAUACUAUAAGCAAUAAUUUGUAGAUUAAAUUUUUGAGGAAUUGAAACAAUAAAUAGAAGCAAAAAAAUCAGAAGCUUAAGAUAGUAAAUAAAAUUCACCAUCAUAUUCAAGUAGAUUGAAAGUUGGUUGCAUUCUUUAGAUAAUAUAACAAUUUAGUGGAAUUAAUGCAGUUUUAAUAUAUUCUUCAGGUUUAUUUAUAAAGGUACUUAUAAAUGAUAGAAAUUAGAUAACAGGAGGUGAUAAUGAUUUAAAGAAUUGGUUGAAUAUAAUAGUUGGUUUAGUUAAUUUAUUCUUUAGUAUAAUGGCUAUUCCAUUAUUGAGGAAUAUAGGAAGAAGACCUCUUUUAUUUUAUGGAACUUUAGCUUGUUCUCUUUUUUUGGGAUUAAUAAGUUUAUUUUCAUGUUUUCUACCUAAUGAAGAUGAUGAUUAAUAUUAAGUAACAAUUUCAGCAAUAAUGGUUAUUGUGUUUAUGUUUUUAUACUUGGCUGCAUUUUAAUUAUCUUUAGGGCCAGUUGUCUGGGUAAUAAAAAUAAAUAGUUUUUAAGAUUUAUGAUGCUGAUGUUUUAGAUGAAAAAGGAAUGUCAAUUGCUGUUCUAUGUAAUUGGUUAGGAUGUGCUUUGGUUGCUUAAUUCUUUGGAAUUAUCAAUUCUAGUCUAGGUAUGAAUUAUAGUUUUGGAAUCUUCUUUAUUUUUUGUUCACUUGGGUAAAAUUCUGAUCUAUUAUUUAAAGAACUGUCUAUAUAUUUUACAAAGUCAAAGAAACUAAAGGUAAGAACCCUAAAGACAUUGACUAGAUGUUUAUGUUAGGAAAAGUUGAUUAUGAUGAUUGA